AUGGCAUGGAUUCAGCCAUCACGAGACUGGUUUGGUGGCGGAGGAGGCGGCGACGACAGGAGACCAACAGGAGGCUCUAAGAGGAAUCUGCCAGCAGAUAAAUUGGAUUUUUCCAGAAAAAAGAGGGCUCGUAAAACGAAAAAAGACAACUCACCCGAUGAGAAAGGAGAAGAGUACACGAAAAAUCGAAAUUGGAGAGAUAUAGGAAGAAGGAAAAAUGCCGCUUGGAUUCGAGAUUAUAAUCGUAUAUUCAGUCGAGUGAUCGAUGGAGGAGAACUUCGAGCAUUAAGAGACACCGAUCCGGGAUAUAAGGGCAGAGAUUAUGAACUCGCUUUGUGUCGCGUGUUGGGAGAACAAAGAAAAGUUGAUAUCGAUCAGCAGGCAUUACGCCAGGAAUUGUAUCGACUUUUUACUUAUGUUAUUCCCCUCGAACGACUCUUGCUCAGCUUGGAAGCGGAACAAGUCGAGCCGGAAUGGUUCGCUCUGACACUAUUCGACCCGCAUCGAUCACACUUAUUUGAUAAUAUCGUGUUCGAAAAUCCGCGGAAAGAACAAAGAAGAUAUGAAAAUCAUCAGAAGAAAUUGAAGGAAGAGAAAGAGAAAAAAGACAAAGAGAGCGGUCCAAAAAAGUGA
Caenorhabditis remanei is the source of this 633-nucleotide messenger RNA. RefSeq lists its product as uncharacterized. Lineage: Eukaryota; Metazoa; Nematoda; Chromadorea; Rhabditida; Rhabditidae. Bases 1 to 633 code for a protein of 210 amino acids. The record is from RefSeq and is a predicted model, not a curated record. The transcript is spliced from 2 exons.